Messenger RNA from Penicillium cosmopolitanum, 198 nucleotides. RefSeq lists its product as uncharacterized. Lineage: Eukaryota; Fungi; Ascomycota; Eurotiomycetes; Eurotiales; Aspergillaceae. The record is from RefSeq and is a predicted model, not a curated record. Bases 1 to 198 code for a protein of 65 amino acids. The transcript has a single exon.
AUGCCCAUGAAUGGCGAGGAGGGUGAACCCGUGGAGGAUCCCAAAAAUGUCUCACCAGGAAUGUUCCUGUAUAAGCUUGCUUUUGUGGUCCCGGAAACGAUUCUCAGCGAGAUAUCCGUCGAGUGGUCUUUCUCAAUAGGUAGGGAUAGCAACCUUGGCCAUGGCUACACAGAGCACAAUGAUAAAAGGAAGUCUUAA